UGAAUCAGAAGGUGGACUGGCAGCAAACUGCAAACUAAGAUGGUGAAGAUCUGUGGAAGAGGCAUGGUGAUGGUGGUAACCAUUUUCCUGACAACUAUUUUGUUUGUGGAGUUCGCCCAAUCUCUGAAAUGUUUUUCAUGCCGGGAGCCCACAAGACCUGAGAAAUGCAUGGCGGUGAUGAAUUGCAUGCCAGACCAAACCACGUGUAUGACGACAAUGCAUUCUAUUGAAGAAGUCUACCCUUUUGUGGGCGAAUCCACCGUCACUCGGUCUUGUUCUCUGGCCUGCAACCUCUCCGAGAUAGAUGCAAUCGGUUCCACGCGCCUGAUCAUCUGUUGCCACACUGACCUCUGCAACCACGAUGGGGCCUCCUGGCUAGAGAUCAGCUACACCAUGUUGGGGGGACUGCUGGUUUCUUUCUUCCUCUUCCUCCGUUGA
Notechis scutatus (mainland tiger snake) is the source of this 438-nucleotide messenger RNA. RefSeq names its product ly6/PLAUR domain-containing protein 2-like. The record is from RefSeq and is a predicted model, not a curated record. NCBI's taxonomy places the organism in Eukaryota, Metazoa, Chordata, Lepidosauria, Squamata, Elapidae. Gene Ontology annotation, cellular component: plasma membrane.